GUGUACAGCGUGCUUACCUUCACCCUCACCCUGCAGAGGUUCUCGCGAUGGAACAAGUGGGAGGACCGGGCGCGCCGGGCAGCCAUGGACGCAGCGGAGCUAUCCACGCUGAGCUAUCUGCAGAGCCGCUCCCCGCACCGCCCCAGCCGCCUCGCCCGCUUCUUCCGCGCAUGCUGCCCCUCCCUCUUCGCCUCCUCACGCCCCUCCCCUGCCAUGACCUACUUCACCGCCGAAUCGACCAUAGACUACGCUGCCCCUGCUGCUGCUGCAAGCUCCGCACCCGCACAGCUCCAACUGGCGCUGCCAGUGGCGCGGCCCUCCUCGCCGCCGCAGUCCCUGUCCGAAUCCGCCGCAUUUGAACCUGAC
Molecule: messenger RNA, 366 nt
Organism: Astrephomene gubernaculifera
Lineage: Eukaryota; Viridiplantae; Chlorophyta; Chlorophyceae; Chlamydomonadales; Astrephomenaceae
Source: the annotation of a GenBank genome assembly